CAAUAAUCAUAUAGAAAUCCUUGUCUCUGUGUUGAAGACAUUGGUAGAGAGAGAAAGGAAAACCUUAUCUUAUUGUUAUUAUGGCCUUUCUCUUGGUGACCUUAUACAGAGAUCAAAAACUAUUUUCCUCCACUCAAAAGCACACCCCUAUCUACUGAGGAAAAGCCAACGAAACUUUCCAUGUCCAACCUCAUCAACCCUUUAUUAUAAGCCUUGCACCAGUGUUGCUAUUUGUUCUCUCUCUUCCCAUCUCUCUCUCUCUAUCUAGGCCGAGUCUGACCCACUUUCCGGUUGCUCUUAUUUUCCGGCAUUAAUUUCAGUGGGGGUAUAGGUGAAAAUGGCACAAAUUUUGGCACCCUCCCCACAGUGGCAGAUCAGAAUUACAAAGAACUCAACAAAUGCAAGUCCAAUGACAUCAAAGAUGUGGAGUUCCCUAUUGUUGAGACAGAACAAGAAAGGAAUAGCUAAAAGUUCUGCCAAAUUUCGAGUGUUUGCUCAGUCUGAAAAUGGCACCAUUAACAGAAUGGAGGAUCUGCUGAAUAUGGACGUUACUCCAUACACUGAUAAGAUCAUUGCCGAGUAUAUUUGGAUUGGAGGAUCCGGUAUUGAUUUGCGUAGUAAAUCAAAGACGAUCUCAAAGCCAGUUAAACACCCAUCCGAGCUUCCAAAGUGGAACUACGAUGGGUCUAGUACUGGACAAGCACCAGGAGAAGAUAGUGAAGUUAUCCUAUACCCUCAAGCAAUUUUUAAGGACCCUUUUCGUGGUGGUAACAAUAUCUUGGUGAUAUGUGAUACCUAUACGCCAGCCGGUGAGCCCAUCCCCACAAACAAACGCCAUAGGGCUGCCGAGAUUUUCAGUAACCCAAAGGUUGCAACUGAAGUACCAUGGUUUGGAUUAGAGCAAGAGUACACCUUACUCCAAACAAACGUGAAAUGGCCUCUGGGCUGGCCUGUUGGAGGCUAUCCUGGUCCUCAGGGUCCUUACUACUGUGGUGCUGGGGCGGAUAAGUCAUUCGGUCGUGACAUUUCCGAUGCUCAUUACAAGGCUUGCUUAUAUGCCGGUAUUAAUAUUAGUGGGACCAAUGGGGAGGUUAUGCCAGGCCAGUGGGAAUUUCAAGUGGGUCCUAGCGUGGGAAUUGAAGCUGCAGAUCAUAUCUGGUGUGCUAGAUACCUCCUUGAGAGAAUUACUGAACAAGCUGGUGUUGUUCUUUCACUUGACCCGAAACCAAUAGAGGAGGGUGACUGGAAUGGUGCAGGAUGCCACACCAAUUACAGUACAAAGACUAUGAGAGAGGAAGGAGGUUUUGAAGUAAUAAAGAAGGCAAUUCUGAAUCUGUCACUUCGCCACAAAGACCACAUCAGUGCUUAUGGAGAAGGAAAUGAGAGAAGGUUGACAGGAAAGCAUGAAACAGCCGAUAUCAAUACAUUUUCUUGGGGAGUUGCUAAUCGUGGUUGCUCAAUCAGAGUGGGGCGUGAAACCGAGCAGCAAGGGAAAGGUUACUUGGAAGAUCGCCGCCCAGCUUCAAACAUGGACCCAUAUAUUGUGACCUCAUUAUUAGCCGAAACUACUCUACUGUGGGAGCCCACGCUUGAGGCUGAAGCUCUUGCUGCUCAGAAACUGGCAUUGAAUGUCUGAAAUCAGUCGGGGGUAAAUUGAAGGGACCAACAGAAGAUGAGUUGGGAUCACUGAGUCUACGAGUGAGGAACUGCACUAACUUUUCUCUAGAUCCUCUACAGAAUAUUACUUGUAAUAAAGGUCCCAGAGUGAGUCAUUCUUCAUGCUUAAGCUCUAGAUAGUUGUUUUUUAAUGUGCUAGGAAUCUUUAGGAUCAGGGUGUAUUCAUGAAUUUGACAGUUUUAAGGCUGUGUAACUUGGAUGUUUGCAAUUGCAUCAUUAAUGGACUUCACUCUUUAGCCAA
Messenger RNA from Cornus florida, 1918 nucleotides. RefSeq names its product glutamine synthetase leaf isozyme, chloroplastic. NCBI's taxonomy places the organism in Eukaryota, Viridiplantae, Streptophyta, Magnoliopsida, Cornales, Cornaceae. The transcript is spliced from 14 exons. Bases 338 to 1636 code for a protein of 432 amino acids. Gene Ontology annotation, cellular component: cytoplasm. The record is from RefSeq and is a predicted model, not a curated record. Gene Ontology annotation, molecular function: glutamine synthetase activity.